UCUGUAAGUUUCCCUUCAGACUAAAGAAGCCCACAAACGAGAACAGGAGUAUAGCGUUUUGCGCUCUCCAACAUAAUAUUUAACCGAGAAUAUUUAACCAUCUGAAAGUAAACAGUAUGAUGCUUCAGCAUCCUGGACUGGGUCCCUCGGAGAUCAGCGCGUCUGCACUGGUACCUUGCUUGUCCCCACCGGGUUCACUCACACUGGAGGACUUCACCAACUUCACGCCGCUGGUUAAGGAGGAGCUGCGCUUCGCCAUUCAGAACAAACGUCUGUCGAACGGGCUGAGCUCCGUGAUGAGUGACUGCACCAGCCCGACCUCGGAAAGAACCACCGAGCUCCCGGUUAAGAGAGAGAUCACCCCAGAGGAAAAUGAGAGGAAGAAAAGAAGACGGGAAAGAAAUAAGAUAGCUGCUGCUAAAUGCAGGAAUAAGAAGAAGGAGAAAACUGACAGUCUACAGAAGGAGUCAGAGAAGCUGGAGACCAUCAACGCAGACCUGAAGGCACAGAUUGAGGAGCUGAAGAGCCAGAAACAGCAGCUGGUGUACAUGCUUAACCUUCACAGACCCACUUGUAUCGUCCGCGCUCAGAACGGUCAGACACCUGAAGACGAGAGGAACCUCUUCAUCCAGCAGAUAAAAGAAGGGACCCUGCAGGGCUUGAUGGUGCCCCCUGCUGGACUAACACUCACCUCAGUGCCCACCUCAUGUGGGCACCACUGACUCAUGAACUAGUUGGGGUGAGGGCGUCUCAUUCCCCAUGCUACCUGCUACAUAAAGUCCUUCUGUCACAACCCAGGGCUUCGCACUUUCCACUCUUGAUCUUAGUGACUGUUGCAGAAAAAUGGCACAGACAUCAGAAGAUGACGCCCAGUGUUGGGGGAGACCACAGCAUGUCGAGGAGCUGUCAUGGGACUAAAGGAGCAAAAUAAUGCGAUAUUUAAUUUUUUUAUCAUUUUACUUAACUUUUACACUGUUGUCUAUAGUGAGUCACUGUGUAUGUAUAAGUAUUUGCAAAAGUGUGAUACUUCGCUGUGUCAAAGAGCAAAAAGGGAGGUCAUUGGGCUCACAGGUCAGUUGAGAUGAUUGUUUUUACAGCAGGAAACUGGCUGUCAGUCCUGCGGGGUUAAAACAUGCACUACACUGGUAAAUCUUCAAAUGGAACACGAGUCAUAUAUGUAUGUAUGGAGAGGUUAACAUGUCUUGUCUUGAAGUGUUCUGUGCAGGAUGAAGAUGAUGAUUGCUGUUGCUUCUGUUUUUAUUUGUAUCCUUAUUUGAGAUGGAGAGGCUGGUAUCCCAUCAGGGCUGUAUAGUGAAUUCUUGCUCCUGUGCAUUUCUGCCUUGUCUGCUGCAUCCUCAGUGGUUUUCAGUGACUGUUAGCUCACUUCAUCACUCAGAAGCUGCUACUGAUCUCUCAGGACACACACAUCAUAGAAGCCCCAGCCCUGCGGAAGAAAAGAGGUGCUGAGGGGGGAAAUUCCUAAACCGCACAUGUGCUAGUCUUGCUGGUUUUGGAGCCUGUGGGUCUGCGUGGCCAUGGCGCAUCAACCUGGUCUCAGGGACCUUCAGUGAAUCAAAGGAUCCACACAGCUGUCAUGACUGUAGCCGUCAGAAUCCUCCAGUGAGGAUGUCAGCCGAAUCAUUACAAAAAGAAGAGCACGUUCAUGGUGGCAUGUGAUGUUGUCUUUAUUUAAGUUGGAAAGCUGAUUUUGUGUUUAAGCGUGUAUGUUGUUAUUUAUGUAGUUCAGAGUGCACAGCAAGAAGAGAAUUUAAAAGAGCACCUGUUUGUGUCAUAACCAAUAACUAACACCUCUCGCAGUCUAUGAAAAGAGAUUGUAAUAUAUUUAUGAGUUGUACUGUAUGUGGACUAAUAUCACGAAGCUGUUGAAGUCACAAGGUAUCAAUCGACAUAUCUGUGGGCAAUGUAUUUAAUCAUGGAUUACAAAUUUAGUGAAUACAUCAAAAAUAAAUGUCAUAAGGUACAGAGAUGUACUCUAUGCCAAUGUUCUGGCCCUCUAUGUAUUUCACUUGGAUGUCUGUCUGUGAUAUCAGCACUGGUCUGUUACACAAGUCAGAUACUUUCAAAGUUAUUAAGAGACACUUUAACAAGAUGGAAGAUUCACAUUGUAGCUUAAAUGUUGCAGAAAAUGACUAGUGUCACUGCUCAACAGUAGUUUUUCAUGAUUGAUAAGAAGAAACUCGUCUAUGAAUAUAUUUCAAUAAGAUAUUUAGAUAUUGAGGCAAAAGGGUUUUUGCACAGCUUUUUAAGAGCAAGGGACUGCAUAUGUGUGUGUUUUCAAGACGCAGGCGUCAAUCUUUUUUUUUUUUCCUGUGUGGUGGUGUUUGUAUUGUUUUUGACCCAUUAACCUACAAGCAUGCAAGACAUGAAUAAGGUACUACUGAAAAUUUCUAGGGAAGCUAAUCCUCUGUAAUGUGAUUAAAUUUUUUUCUUUGUUAUAUUCUGUGUUGCACCACUCAUGCUAUAUUUGAUGUUUGAGCUCUUCUUAUGAAAGUGUUUAUGAGAACAUGUCCAGAUAUAAGCCUACGAUCCAGACAAAAAUAUUAUAGUAAAAUGCUAUACAAAUACUAUAAUGAAUACUAAAGAUCUAUUCAGGUAUAACAUCUAAUA
Megalops cyprinoides (Indo-Pacific tarpon) is the source of this 2628-nucleotide messenger RNA. It is a transcript of the gene atf3, whose product is annotated as activating transcription factor 3. The coding region runs from base 117 to 722 and encodes 201 amino acids. Gene Ontology annotation, cellular component: nucleus. Gene Ontology annotation, molecular function: RNA polymerase II cis-regulatory region sequence-specific DNA binding; DNA-binding transcription factor activity, RNA polymerase II-specific. Gene Ontology annotation, biological process: regulation of transcription by RNA polymerase II. NCBI's taxonomy places the organism in Eukaryota, Metazoa, Chordata, Actinopteri, Elopiformes, Megalopidae. The transcript has 4 exons. The record is from RefSeq and is a predicted model, not a curated record.